This is a messenger RNA of Colletotrichum graminicola M1.001, 276 nucleotides long. RefSeq lists its product as uncharacterized. The record is from RefSeq and is a predicted model, not a curated record. The transcript has a single exon. NCBI's taxonomy places the organism in Eukaryota, Fungi, Ascomycota, Sordariomycetes, Glomerellales, Glomerellaceae. The coding region runs from base 1 to 276 and encodes 91 amino acids.
AUGGUCGGCACCCCGAGCUCCAGCAGCAGGAAAUCUCUAAACUGGAGCAGCGGCGGGGGCAGGCAGACUCACAGCUGGAAGAGCUUCAGAGAAGUGCGGGGCGGAGCCGAGUUCGACAUGACCAAAUGCAGCGGCGCCACGAGGAAGGAAGAAGCACUCGGAGACGUAGGAUCUCCGAGUACGGCAAGCAAAAGAAUGCUGUCUCUGCUACCGGUCAAGGUCUUCCCACAAACCCCGUCAAAGGCAUCCGAGGCAGCGUUUACCGUAACCGCAUAA